CGGGGUAUGUUGCGAACUGGUCGGGUAUGUCGAAGUGGAGUGAAGCCGGCCAGUUCUAUCCCCCUUCCACGCUUGCCUCAGGGUGAUUGAGUCCAUUCCUUCGCUUCCGCUCGCAUUGGCUUGCGCAUGCUGCUGCAUCGACAGCUCGGAGAGUUCCACGCUUUCAUUGAUCUUACGAGGAGUUUUGACUUGGGGACAAGGAUUGGUAGUAUUGCAACUUGAAAAGAUUGUGGGGGGUCUGUUUUUGAAUUGGGCUUUACUUCGGAUUUGGGGCAGAAGUCGCGGACUGCGAAGAUGAUGGGAAUAUGGGAUUCGUUCCUCAAUUGGCUCCGCAGCCUGUUCUUCAAGCAAGAGAUGGAGCUGUCGCUGAUAGGUCUGCAGAACGCUGGGAAAACAUCGCUUGUCAAUGUUAUUGCGACUGGUGGUUAUAGCGAAGAUAUGAUUCCCACCGUCGGUUUCAAUAUGCGUAAAGUGUCGAAGGGCAAUGUUACUAUCAAACUGUGGGAUUUGGGUGGCCAACCCCGCUUUCGUAGUAUGUGGGAGCGCUACUGCCGUGGAGUGUCGGCCAUUGUCUACGUGGUUGAUGCUGCAGACAAAGACAACGUCGCCAUCUCCAGGAAUGAGCUGCACGAUUUACUGAAUAAGCCUUCACUUCAUGGUAUUCCAUUGCUUGUGCUGGGUAACAAAAUCGACAAGCCUGAGGCUAUCUCAAAGCAGGCUCUUAUUGAUCAAAUGGACAUAACAGGACUGAACGACAGGGAGGUGGCAUGCUACACCAUUUCAUGCAAAAACUGUACUAACAUUGACAUCGUGAUCGACUGGCUAGUGAAGCACUCAAAGACCGCCAAGAGUUGAUUAGAAUUGCGUUGAUUUGAGAGAUUGUUACAUUCCAGGAGUCGUAGCUACAAACUUGAAUUAUCCAUUAAUAUGUCAUAGGUCCUUCAAGGUUGUAAUUGGUUUGUGAUUAGUUUGUUAUAGUAACAGCUAUUUGAAAGGAGGUUCUAGGAUAAAAAAAGGUAGUUUUCUUUACCUUUUUGUAGAGCUACGAAGAAUCUCCUAGCAAGGUUUUGAUUCAGAUUCUUUGUCUGGUCAAUGAUGACCUUGUGUAUACAAUUUCACGUUCAUCAAAAAAGUUUGUAUGUAUACGUUGUCAGUCUUCACGCAGGUGUAAUAAAUUGCUACAAGUAGGAUUUUGCGGAUAAUUUUACCUAUGAAUAGACGUCUGUAUUUUUCUCUUUGAAGUAAUAAAUCUCCUUGUCGAGGUAAA
Physcomitrium patens is the source of this 1267-nucleotide messenger RNA. Its product is annotated as ADP-ribosylation factor-like protein 8a. Gene Ontology annotation, biological process: protein transport. Lineage: Eukaryota; Viridiplantae; Streptophyta; Bryopsida; Funariales; Funariaceae. The record is from RefSeq and is a predicted model, not a curated record. Gene Ontology annotation, molecular function: GTPase activity; GTP binding.